CGUGCAGCACAGCAACAGAGCCCUCUGCCGCCGGUGCAGAGAAGACGUCUGAGAGCAGCUGCCAUCCCAGCAUCUCACGGAACCCAGGGGACUGCGCGGUACUGGUGGGGACCCAUGCUACUUGCAGAUUGCUCGGAAUCCAGUGGUAAGCUGGUGUCUCCCAAGUGGAAGAAUUUCAAAGGUCUCAAGUUGCUCUGCCGAGACAAGAUCCGCCUCAACAACGCCAUCUGGAGAGCCUGGUAUAUCCAGUACGUGGAGAGGAGGAAGAGCCCCGUGUGUGGCUUUGUGACCCCCCUGCAGGGGCCUGAGGCUGACGCGCAUCGGAAACCGGAGGCUGUGGUCCUGGAAGGAAAUUACUGGAAGCGGCGCAUCGAGGUGGUGAUGCGCGAGUACCACAAGUGGCGCAUCUACUACAAGAAACGGCUCCGUAAGUCCAGCAGGGAAGGGGACCUCCUGGCCCCAAAGCAGGUGGAAGGAGGAUGGCAGCCACCAGAGCGAUGGUGCGAGCAGCUCUUCUCCAGCGUGGUGCCUGUGCUGCUGGGGGGCCCAGAGGAGGACCCCGGUGGGCGGCAGCUUCUGGACCUCGAUUGCUUUUUGUCCGACAUCUCUGACACGCUCUUCACCAUGACUCAGCCCAGCCCCACACCCCUGCAGCUGCCCCCCGAGGACGCCUACGUUGGCAACGCGGACAUGAUCCAGCCGGAGCUGACACCUCUGCAGCCCAGCCUGGAUGACUUUAUGGAGAUCUCAGAUUUCUUCACCAACUACCGCCCCUCUCAGACAGCCACGCCUUCAAACUUCCUGGAGCCCCCCAGCUUCAGUCCCAUGGCGGACUCCCUUUUCAGCAGCGGGAUCCUGGGCUCAGAGGUGCCCCCCGCCUCCUCAGGCAUGAGCCACCUCUCAGGGCAUAACCACCAGCAGGCUCGGAGCAGCUGCCCUGGCUCCCUGGACUCCAGUGUCUUCCUGAGCUCUGACUUCCUCCUUUCUGAAGACCCCAAGCCUAAACCCCCUCCCUGUCCCACACCCCCACCCCUCCUCCAAUACCCCCCUGCCCCUGCCAGAGGGCCUGGCCUGGAGCCCUGUCCCCUACCCCUCUUCCCUCCCAUGGCCCCGCCCCCUGCUAUGCUGCAAGAGGAGCCUCUCUUCUCUCCCAGAUUCUCCUUCCCAACAGUCCCUCCUGCGUCAGGAGUGUCCCCCCUGCCUGCUCCCACAACCUUCUCACCUGCCCCACAGUCUGGCACAGGCCCUGCCCCCACCCAUUUCCCCAUGGACCUUCUAUCCUCGGGGUAUCCAGAGCCCCCCUUUGGGCCUCACUUCACAAUGCCCCAAGGUGUGCAGCCCAGAGGCAAGCCCCCUACCCCAUCCCCUAGGGAGCGGAAGCCCAGUCCUCGGACCUUGGCCCCUGCCAUUGCUGGGGGCAACAAUUCCUGCCUCACACAGCUCCUCACAGCAGCCAAGCCUGAGCAAGCCCUGGAGCCACCUCUUGUAUCCAACACCCUCCUGCGGCCCCCAAAAUCCCGGGAGACGGUCCCUGAAUUCCCCUGCACCUUCUUUCCCCCGACUCCGGCCCCCACACCACCCCGGCCAUCUCUGGGCCCGGCCACACUGGCCCCUCCCAGGCCCCUGAUUGUCCCCAAAGUAGAGCGGCUGUCACCCCCAGCACCCAGCGGUGGUGAACGGCGGCUGUCUGGGGAGCUUAACUCCAUGCCGGGCCCAGGGGCUAUGAGUGUCCGAGUCUCUCCGCCUCAGCCCAUUCUAAGCCGGGGUCGUCCAGACAAGACUGAAAACCGACGCAUCACACACAUAUCUGCGGAGCAGAAGCGGCGCUUCAAUAUCAAGUUGGGGUUUGACACCCUGCAUGGGCUGGUGAGCACGCUGAGCACCCAGCCCAGCCUCAAGGUGAGCAAAGCAACGACACUGCAGAAGACGGCCGAGUACAUCACCAUGCUGCAGCAGGAGCGGGCAGCCUUGCAGGAGGAGGCCCAGCAGCUACGGGACCAGAUUGAGGAGCUCAAUGCUGCCAUUAACCUAUGCCAGCAGCAGCUGCCGGCCACUGGGGUGCCCAUCACACACCAGCGUUUCGACCAGAUGCGAGACAUGUUUGAUGACUAUGUCCGGGCCCGCACACUGCACAACUGGAAGUUCUGGGUAUUCAGCAUCCUCAUCCGGCCUCUGUUUGAGUCCUUCAACGGGAUGGUGUCCACGGCAAGCUUGCAGAGCCUCCGUCAGACCUCGUUGGCCUGGCUGGACCAGUACUGCUCCCUGCCCGCUCUCCGGCCAACUGUCCUGAACUCUCUCCGCCAGCUGAGCACAUCUACCAGUAUCCUGACGGACCCAGGCUGUAUUCCUGAGCAAGCCACACGGGCAGUCACAGAGGGCAAACCAUUAUAGUGCUGACCAGACCCUGCCGUUCACUCAGCUGCCGUGGGGACUACUUUCCCUGGACGUGGGCUCCAGACACAACUCCUGGGCACUCCCUUCCUGCCCCAGGCCCUGCUUGUCCCCUUUCCUGAGAGCUAAGCAGGAUCUUAGCCUCUUCCCACCUCCUGGAAGUCAGAAAACACUGAGUUCCAGUGUCUGCUCUGCCAGUGACUACACUGUGACCUAGGGGACUCAUACUCCAUCUGUGGACCUCCAUUUUCCAGUCUGCAAAAUGGGGGUGAGGAAGCUUCAACCAGAUGAUGAUCCCAAGGCCUGAGCAGCUGUGACACUUGGGCCUAAACUGGCAACUCAGGGAACUUAAAGGAGAAAAUGGGAAGAUCCUAUUCCUCUGUCACUCCCACCUGCUCCCCAACAGGUAGAGCACACGCCUCUGCUUCUGAGCAGAGAAGCAGAAAAGGGGGUUCUCUCUGUUCCUUCAUUGGUAACCUGGGGGCGCUGCAGGAUAGCAUCCCCGGGUGGAUGAAGCCUAGAAGUUCUGGUAUCAGAAGAGCACACAGCAGGGGGGGUGGCCAAGCCAAGGCAGGCAUCGUGUGUGUGUGUGUGUGUGUGUGUGUGUGUGUGUAGAGUAUCAAUUCAUGCAUAUCAAGGAAUCACACACAAAUUUGUAGAGCAUUCUUGACCAAUAAAAACACACUGUCAGGGAUGGUCAGCGUAUCUUGCUCUGGAAUGGAGAGUCGGUUGGCAGUGGGAGGUGGCUUCGGAGCUGGAGAGCCACUGGAGGGCUAUGACUAGAGGGGGGACAAGAUUCGAUACUAACUUCUGAACAGGAUUCCUCUGAGUGCCAAGUUGAGAACAGGCCGCCAUGGGGUGAUGGUGAAAGUAAGGCAGCCGGAGUUAGGCUGUGGCUGUCAUCCAGGCGGGAGAGGACCCUCCUCUUGGAAAGCCUCCCUCCAUGGCCAGGAGAGGGUUCACAGAGGCUCACUACUUUCCAAGUUGGAAGAGGGCAGAGCUGGGAUCCAGGAGUGGAAGUGACAGGGCCACCCAUCAGAACCAUCCAGGAGGAGAAACGUGCUACUGCAGAGAGCAGUGUUGUCCCCACUGUGCAAGAUGUGCAAACUGACCAGGUGGCCGCUUGGCUGGAUGUCUUACAAGGAACUGAUACUUCAGAUGGGAGUUGGGGUAAAAGACCCCAACACUUCAUUGAUCCUUUCAUUGAUCGAUUGAACAAAUAUUCCCUGAGGGCCUGCUGUGAAGCAGGCGAUGUUGUGGCUCUCGGGAUUCUGUUCACUGCUGUACUUCUCUAAUGGAGCUGACCAUUCAUGCCCAGCAAGUUUGAAUCCUCUCAUAUCUCAGAACUUCUGGGGGCAUUGGCCGGAUAUAAAGAGUCUUCUGUGGGCUUUGCCUUUCUCAUUCCUAUAGAAUAAUAACAAUAACUGCAUACCUAUGCAGUGUUUACUACA
Myotis davidii is the source of this 3842-nucleotide messenger RNA. It is a transcript of the gene MLXIPL, whose product is annotated as MLX interacting protein-like. The record is from RefSeq and is a predicted model, not a curated record. Lineage: Eukaryota; Metazoa; Chordata; Mammalia; Chiroptera; Vespertilionidae. Gene Ontology annotation, biological process: regulation of transcription by RNA polymerase II. Gene Ontology annotation, molecular function: DNA-binding transcription factor activity, RNA polymerase II-specific; protein dimerization activity; RNA polymerase II cis-regulatory region sequence-specific DNA binding. Bases 115 to 2391 code for a protein of 758 amino acids. Gene Ontology annotation, cellular component: nucleus. The transcript is spliced from 17 exons.